AUGGAUUUUAAGCUUGUCCAGCUCACCAACAACGCUAGUAAUGCUAUAAGCAAGAAUUGGAUAAUCGUUUUGACCUUCAGUGCAAGCUCUGUUGUUGCUUUUAAGCGAAGAAGACUACCUUUCAAGCUGCCGCAUAGUACGUCACUUGACAUCAGAAGAGGCAGCGGCCUUGAGCAUGUAGGCACCUACGUCAUUCCAGAGACAGAAUUCGUAGUCAUCACUGCUUCUCGGAAUGGACUCGUUUCUAAGACAAGGAUCAGCGCAAAUUCCUGCUCAAAGGCAUUCAGAAAUCAUCGAUACUUGAUGAAUUUGUCAAAUUAG
Echinococcus granulosus is the source of this 321-nucleotide messenger RNA. RefSeq lists its product as hypothetical. The record is from RefSeq and is a predicted model, not a curated record. Lineage: Eukaryota; Metazoa; Platyhelminthes; Cestoda; Cyclophyllidea; Taeniidae. Gene Ontology annotation, cellular component: nucleus. Gene Ontology annotation, molecular function: DNA-binding transcription factor activity. Gene Ontology annotation, biological process: positive regulation of DNA-templated transcription. Bases 1 to 321 code for a protein of 106 amino acids. The transcript is spliced from 3 exons.